AUGCCCCCAACACCCACCCCAAUCCCCCGCUUCGCAACAACCCAACUCCACCUCCUCCACCUCGAACACGCCGCCGAAGUCUCAACCUCAAAACUAGCCAGCACAGCCGCCUCCGUCUCCCCCCAAACCCGUCGCACCCUCCAAGCAACCGGCCACGCCCUAACCGGCCUCAUCCUCAGCCAAUGCCGCACCGGUCUCGGCGGCCGUGUCGUCGGCGAGUUCGCGCCCGAUCCAGCCGUAGCAUCUGACGAGUCCCGCGCGGCAGAUGGGUCGGUGAGAUUAGGUGCGCAUGGGAUUCGGGUCGGGGAUGUGGUUAGGGUUGCUGAUGUUGCGGGGAAGAAGGAGAAGAUAGGGAAGGAUAAAGAGAAGGGUGGGGAGAAAGAGGCGGCGGGACCGGAAGGCGUCGUUACGAGAACUGGGGAGAAGGGUUUGUGGAUUGCGUUUGGUCAGGCUGGGGGUGGGGUCAGGUCUAAGGAGGAUGAUGAGGCUGUUGAGGAGCUUUGGGGGAAGAAGCUUUGGGUUGUUAAGCUUGCUAAUGAUGUUACGCAUCGACGGAUGAAACAGACUAUGGAGAAGAUGGUGAAGAUGGGGGAGACGGAAUAUACGCAUUUCAUGCGUGUUGCGUUUGGACAUACGAGUCCGCUACUGCCGGAUGCCGAAGCGGCAGAACCGGUUGAAUUUGUUGAUCCAAGUCUGAACGAUUCGCAGAAGGAGGCUGUGCGAUUUGCGCUGGCGGCGCAGGAUAUCGCGCUGAUCCAUGGUCCGCCUGGAACGGGCAAGACGCAUACUCUUAUCGAGUUGAUUCUGCAGAUGGUGCUGCGCAAGAAGCGGGUUCUCGUCUGUGGGCCGUCGAAUGUCUCUGUUGAUAACAUUGUUGAACGUCUGGCGCCGACCAAGGUGCCUGUGGUGCGCAUUGGACAUCCGGCUCGCCUCCUUCCCUCUGUUCUGGACCACUCCUUAGAGGUGCUUACGCAGACUUCUGAUGCUGGGGGGAUUGUGAAGGAUAUUCGGAAGGAGAUUGAUGAGAAGCAGGCUAGUAUUCGCAAGACGAGGUCUGGUCGUGAGCGACGGGGGAUUUAUGAUGAUUUGAGAUUGCUGCGGAAGGAGUUCAGAGAACGCGAGUCGAAAUGCGUGGACAAUUUGGUCAGGGAGAGUAGUGUUGUGCUGGCUACUUUGCACGGCGCUGGAGGACAUCAGCUUAAGAAUCAAAAGUUUGAUGUAGUGAUUAUCGAUGAGGCAAGUCAGGCGCUCGAAGCACAAUGUUGGAUUUCUCUUCUCGGGGCGCAGAAAGUGGUUCUCGCGGGUGAUCAUCUGCAAUUACCGCCGACUGUCAAGUCGUCUCAAAGUUCCAAAGAGAAAGCCUCCAAGGCCAAGAGUGAGGAAUCAACUACCAAGCCUGAAGAAGAGUUACUGGAGGGGGUAUCUCUCGAACGCACCCUAUUCGACCGAUUACUGGCACUCCACGGUCCGGGAAUCAAACGCAUGUUGACCACGCAAUAUCGAAUGCACGACAAGAUCAUGCGCUUCCCCUCCGACGAACUCUACCAGAGCAAACUGAUAGCUGCCGAUGCAGUCAAAGCCCGUCUGCUGAUCGACCUACCCUACGAAGUGCAGGGCACCGACGACACGCAGGAACCCCUCGUAUUCUGGGACACGCAAGGCGGCGAUUUCCCCGAAAAGGCGGAGGAGGACGACAUCUCCCAAAAGGGCGCCUUACUCGGCGACAGCAAAAGCAACGAGAUGGAAGCGAUGGUCGUUGCCAGACACGUGAACAACCUGGUCGACGCAGGCGUUCGACCCGAAAACAUUGCCGUCAUCACCCCUUACAACGGACAACUGGCUUUGCUGUCUCGGAUGCUACGAGAGAAAUACCCCGGCCUCGAACUCGGCAGCGUGGACGGAUUUCAAGGGCGCGAGAAAGAGGCUGUGGUGGUGAGUCUAGUGCGCAGCAAUGCGGAGCACGAAGUCGGCUUCCUCGCCGAGAAGCGACGAUUGAAUGUGGCCAUGACACGCCCGAAGCGCCAUCUGUGUAUCUGCGGGGAUUCGGAGACGAUCAGUCGUGGGAGUAGCUUCCUCAAGCAUUGGAUGGAGUUUCUCGAGGAAAAUGCCGACCUGCGAUAUCCUGAUGCUGGAGACCUACUUUGA
Messenger RNA from Penicillium bovifimosum, 2145 nucleotides. RefSeq names its product putative DNA helicase. The record is from RefSeq and is a predicted model, not a curated record. NCBI's taxonomy places the organism in Eukaryota, Fungi, Ascomycota, Eurotiomycetes, Eurotiales, Aspergillaceae. Bases 1 to 2145 code for a protein of 714 amino acids. The transcript is spliced from 4 exons. Gene Ontology annotation, molecular function: 5'-3' DNA helicase activity; RNA binding; ATP hydrolysis activity.